GUGCAUGGGGCAUUGUUGGUAGUGAGAGGUAACGCUUCCCAUGAAAAGCAGCUACUCGAGCUCGGGAUUGAGAAAAUUGAUCUAGUCGUUGUUAAUUUGUAUCCUUUCGAGACCGCAGUUGCGUCCCUUGGGUCGAGCUUAUCGGCUUGCAUCGAGAAUAUCGACAUCAGAGGUCCGUGUAUGAUUCGAGCUGUUGCCAAAAACUCUCAUGGCGUUUGCGUCAUCACCAGUCCUUCCGAUUACGACGAACUAGUCAGAGAGCUGGCGACUAACAACGGGAUUGCCCGAGUCAGGCUUACCAGGGGCAUGGUAUGCAAAGCCUUCGCGUUAACAGCGAG
This is a messenger RNA of Perkinsus marinus ATCC 50983, 338 nucleotides long. Its product is annotated as bifunctional purine biosynthesis protein, putative. The annotation marks the transcript as partial. Gene Ontology annotation, molecular function: phosphoribosylaminoimidazolecarboxamide formyltransferase activity; IMP cyclohydrolase activity. NCBI's taxonomy places the organism in Eukaryota, Perkinsozoa, Perkinsida, Perkinsidae. Gene Ontology annotation, cellular component: cytosol. The record is from RefSeq and is a predicted model, not a curated record. The transcript has 4 exons. Gene Ontology annotation, biological process: 'de novo' IMP biosynthetic process.